Lycium ferocissimum is the source of this 1193-nucleotide messenger RNA. Its product is annotated as putative late blight resistance protein homolog R1A-4. NCBI's taxonomy places the organism in Eukaryota, Viridiplantae, Streptophyta, Magnoliopsida, Solanales, Solanaceae. Gene Ontology annotation, biological process: protein folding. The transcript is spliced from 2 exons. The coding region runs from base 61 to 786 and encodes 241 amino acids. The record is from RefSeq and is a predicted model, not a curated record. Gene Ontology annotation, molecular function: alpha-tubulin binding.
CAGGUUUUUGAUAACUUGCAAAGUAUUUAUGGGUUGAGUCCUGAUUGUUGCACCAAACAAAUGUUUGAAGGGAUUAAAAAAGUGAAAAAAUUGGGAAUUUGUGGCAGAACUGAUGACUUUUGUCGUGAGCCCAAAUCCCUAGAUAAUAUUAUAUAUUUACCUGAGCUAGAGGCACUUAAAAUCGUAGUAUACGACUCUAACACGGAUGGUUUGGGUCAUAAGCUUCAAGUUCCAUGUCCGGAUUCUUUCCCACCGAAUCUCAAGAAGCUGACACUUCAAGGAGCUUAUCAACCAUGGAAGGCCAUGACAAUCAUUAGCAAGUUGCCCAAACUCGAGGUGCUCAAAUUGAAGGUUUAUUGCUCCUUUGGUUGGAGACAUGUAGGGGAAAAUGUCUGGGAAGUAUCAGAAGAGGGAUUUCCUAAAUUGAAAUUCUUGCUCCUAGAGAACAGGGAUCUUAAAUACUGGAGGUCCACCGAGGAUUCUUUCCCACUUCUGGAAAGCAUAGUUAUCAGAAAUUGUCUCUCCUUACAAGAGAUUCCUCAAGAAUUUGUAAAUAGUACGACACUGCAGCGAAUUGAGUUACGGGGAUGCACUCCUUCCCUUGUGGAAUUCGCUAACAAGGUCCAAAAAGAGCAAGAGGAGUUGGGAAACAACAUUCUUAAAGUUUAUGCCUUUGACACAAUCAACCAGAGGACACAACCUACCAGAGAGUCAGAUUCAGGUGAAGUUAAUGAAGAAGAAACCAAGGAAGAUAUGGAGAAGACAGAAGAAACAAAGGAAGAUUGAUCAAACGAGUUUUAAGGACUUGUCAAAUGAAGGUCUGCAUGCCGUUCUUGAUGGCUGUCCACACCUUGAAUCGCUUGACUUACAUCAUUGUUAUAUAAUCGAUCUUGAUGAAGGAGAUUUAGGAAGGAGAUGUAAACAACUGAUUGUAGACCUGAAGGACCCUCAUGAUUCCUCUUAUGAAUUCAAUGCUGAAAUUUGGGAUUAUUUACUCAGUUUUAUGAGCUUUUAUUUGAGUUGUGGCCUUGUGAGGUUUUCUUUUUGCCAUUGGAUUAUGAAACAGUAGUAUUCCAGGUGUUUGCUGAUUGAAUGCAAUUAGAGUAGACAUCUACUGGGAAGUCCUGUGAGAAAUUCAAUUUUCUUUUCAAGUUUCAUUAAUCUCCCCAAUAUUUAGAAAUUCUUCUUACUUU